This is a messenger RNA of Racocetra persica, 1105 nucleotides long. The record is from the annotation of a GenBank genome assembly. Lineage: Eukaryota; Fungi; Glomeromycota; Glomeromycetes; Diversisporales; Gigasporaceae.
AUAAAAGAAAGUUGGGCAUCGCUACUUUGCGUACCGUAUUUUCGAUCACCGUUGAUAAGCUUGGAUCAACGCUAAUGAUGCUUUUUUACUUCCUGACAGUUGAAGCCGAAAUGGCUCGUACGCAAAAGAACAAAGCUACAUCAUACCACUUAGGAACUUUAAAAGCUAAAUUGGCAAAAUUACUUGGUUUUGAUGUUGCGAAAACUGGUGUUGCUCGUAUCGGUUUUGUUGGAUUUCCGUCAGUAGGAAAGUCGACGUUAAUGUCAAGGUUGACUGGCACUUUUUCGGCCGUUGCUGCGUAUGAAUUCACUACCUUGACUACUGUACCGGGCGUGCUUCAAUAUAAAGGUGCUAAAAUUCAAAUUCUUGACCUACCCGGUAUUGUUGAAGGUGCGAAGGAUGGUAGAGGUCGUGGUAGACAAGUCAUUGCGGUGGCCCGUACUUGUUCUCUCAUCUUUCUAGUACUUGAUGUUUUGAAACCUCUUACUCAUAAAAAAAUUAUUGAAACUGAAUUGGAGGGAUUUGGCAUCAGGUUAAAUAAGAAACCUCCAAAUAUUUAUUUUAAAAAAAAGGAUAAAGGAGGCAUCAACAUGACGAACACUGUUCCAUUAACUUAUUUAGAUUUGGAUCAGGUCAAAGCAGUGUUAAGUGAGUACAAAAUUCAUAAUGCUGAUGUCAACUUCAAGUGUGAUGCUACCGUCGACGAUUUGAUCGAUGUUAUUGAAGGACGUAUUUACAUACCCGCAAUAUAUGUCCUUAACAAGAUCGAUCAAAUAAGUAUAGAAGAAUUAGACUUAAUUUAUAAAAUUCCACAUGCGGUUCCUAUUUCUGCUCAUCACGAAUGGAAUUUUGAUGAACUAUUGGAAAAGAUGUGGGAAUAUCUUAAUCUUCUCAGAAUCUACACAAAACCGAAGGGUCAACUUCCUGAUUAUAGUGCACCAGUUGUUUUACGAUCAAACCUUCGUACUGUUGAAGAUUUUUGUAAUAGUAUUCAUAGAGGGAUUGUUAAACAAUUCAAAUAUGCUUUGGUAUGGGGUAGUUCCGCUAAACAUCAACCCCAGAAGGUUGGAUUGACUCACAUACUUGCUGACGAAGAUGUUGUUCA